AUUUGGUGUAUUUAAGCUCUCCAGCAGUCCACAGAUUUAUUCGUCUGACUGGUGGUGACUGUUCAUCCUUUUCUGGAGUGAACUUUGAAAAAAAAAUCGAGACCAUGCCAGAUAAUUGCUGCAAAGGAGUUUGCAAUGAGGCUGGGUGCUGUGCUUGUUGUAAGAACUGUGGAUGUGAAGGCUGCAGUGGUUCAGCAGGAGAGUGCAAUCCAGCUGGGUGCUGUGCAUGUUGCAAGAACUGUGGAUGUGAAGGCUGCGAGGAUUCAACUGCUACUGCUGGUGAGAAGUGUGGUUCAGGAUCUUGUUCAAGCUCCUGUUGCUGCAAUCCAGAAUCAGGCUGCAAGUGUGCUCCAAAGAACUGCUGUAAUUGAACUUGCAAUCAACAACAGGAUCCCUGACACAUCUUACAAUACUUGGCAUAUGUUUGACUAACAAUGAAAUUAUAAUUACAUACAGAAUUACAUAUGAUGUAUUUGCAUGAAACCUAUGAGUACUUUUCUGUCUGAUGAAUUCAUGUUUUUCAAUAUACUUAAUGAUUGAUUCCACCUAUUCCUGACAGUCCUUUUGGAAGAACUGUAUGGAAGAUUUCCUGCACUUGUGUGAUUAUGUUUCCAGCAAAGAAUUUGGCCACAUUGAAAAAAAAGUUCUUUGCACAAAAUGAAAA
Molecule: messenger RNA, 664 nt
Organism: Notodromas monacha
Lineage: Eukaryota; Metazoa; Arthropoda; Ostracoda; Podocopida; Cyprididae
Source: the annotation of a GenBank genome assembly